UAUUUAUAACGGUGAUAUCCAUGCCAGUUCUCCACUCACUAUAUUCAACUCAUAAACCCUCUUUCUCUUUCUUUCAACAAAAAAAUGGUGAAGAAACCAAUGGAGUACUUGAAGUAUAUAGUUUUCAUUAUUUCUUUCCUUGGAAUAAUAUGUAGUGGAAGUGCUGAUCAAGUUAGAGCUAAUGAGGCUGGUGAUCUUCAAGUGUACGUUGUGUAUAUGGGUGAGAAAACCCCAAACAUGCAAGUUGAAAGUGUUAAUACAACUUCCUCAUACCAACAUGAGGUUUUGUCUUCCAUCCUUGGAAGUACUCAGUAGCAAGGGCAGCGAUGGUUUAUACAUACAACCAAGGUUUUUAUGGAUUUGCGGCAAAGUUGACGAAAGCACAAGCUAAGAGAAUUUCAGAUUUACCGGCAGUAGUAAAAGUAUUUGAAGAUACUGUUUACCAAGUGAAAACUACAAACAGCUGGGAUUUUCUUGGACUUCCCUCACCAGUAUCCAAUGAUGCCUCGUCGUACUCAGACCUCCUAUCUAAGACCAACAUGGGCGAGGAUGUCAUAAUUGGCGUGCUAGAUACAGGUGUAUGGCCGGAAUCAAAAAGUUUCCAAUAUGACGAAGAUGCCAUAGGACCAAUUCCAUCGAGGUGGAAAGGAUUUUGUGACUCUGGACCACAGUUUGAUCCCAAAACUUGUAACCGGAAAUUGAUUGGUGCAAGAUUUUAUGGUGGUAAAAACUCUUUCAUCAGAGAAAUUUUAUCACCAAUAGAUGCAGAUGGUCAUGGAACUCAUGUAGCUGCGACUGCCGCCGGUUAUUUCAUCAAAAAUGCAAGUUUUAAGGGUGUGCUUGCACCUGGUAUAGCACGAGGAGGUGCACCAAAAGCUAGAAUCGCAGUGUACAAAGUUUGUUGGACAUUUGGUUGCCAGUUAAGUGAUAUAUUGAUGGGGUUUGACCAAGCAAUUAGCGAUGGUGUAGAUGUGAUCUCCAUUUCGGUUGGUGGAAAAGCACCGUUCACAAUCUUAGGAGAGGAUGAUGUUAUUGGGCUAGGUUCAUUCCAUGCUGUUUCCAAAGGAAUCCCUGUUGUUGCUGCUUGCGGAAAUGAUGGCCCAUAUGCUCAAACGGUUGGCCAUGUAGCUCCGUGGAUCGUUUCGGUUGCUGCAAGCACAUUGAAUCGAAUUUUUACCGUCACUAUUAACUUAGCAGAUAACCAAACGUUCACCGGUCAAGCGCUGAAUGUUGAGAAGACAAUUUCUACUAGCUUAUUCACUAAUAUUAAGUUUAGCCUCAGUUGUGAGUCAGUGCUGGUUUCAAUUGAGUUUGAUCCAGUUGCCAAUAAAGUAGUUACGUGCUUUGGUAAUGACAAAACUCUGAUUCAACAAGUUGUUGAGGCUGUCACUCAGUAUAAUGCUUCGGCUCUAUUACUUGCCACGAAUUCCAUCGGAUCAACCAAUGGAUGUUAUGGUGUGAAAAUUCCAUGCAUUGAAGUCGACUACGAGACUGGAACAAAAAUGCAUAACUAUAUAGCUGCUAGAAGUAUCAGGGAACCUCUAAUAACAAUUGAGGCGACAAAAUCAGUAGUCAGUAACCAGAUCUCCCCUCAGAUUGCACUUUUCUCCUCUCGAGGGCCAAGUUCAGUCUCCCCUGCAAUUCUAAAACCGGAUAUAGCUGCCCCUGGUGUGCAUAUAUUAGCUCAGACCAGCCCGCUAUCUAACAACCAACAUGACAGCGAAGGAUAUGCAUUUAUGUCUGGAACUUCCAUGGCCACUCCUCAUGUAUCUGGAAUUGUAGCAUUACUGAAGGCUCUGCAUUCUGACUGGUCUCCGGCUGCAAUUAGAUCAGCUAUGGUUACAACUGCAUCAACGACUGACGCAACAGGAGGACCUAUAUUAGCCCAAGGGUUCCCACCUAAGAUUGCUGAUCCUUUUGACUAUGGUGGUGGUAUCGUUAACCCUAAUGGAGCAGCAGAUCCCGGGCUUGUCUAUGAUAUGUACAAAGAGGACUACAUCAACUAUUUCUGCGCCAUGGGGUAUGAUGCUCCCAAAAUUUCCAAAAUUAUCGGCGAAGAAAAUGUUAUCAACUGCCCACCUGCAGACCCAGGCUCUCUGUUAAACAUCAAUUUGCCAUCUUUCUCUGUACCUUAUCUAAUGGGGAAUUCUACUUCAGUUACCUUAAGAAGAAAAGUGACCAAUGUAGGACCCUUAUCUUCCACGUACAAGGUUUUGGUCGAGAACCCACCUGGUGUAACAAUUGCAGUAACACCUCCAGUGUUAGUUUUCACCCCCGUGAUUAGGAGAAUCUCAUUCGCUGUCACUGUAUUAUCCAACAAUGAUCACAUUCAACUGCCUGCUGGUGUGUACCAAUUUGGAUCUAUAACUUGGACUGACGGGGAUUAUCAUGUAAGGAGUCCGGUCUUAGUUAGAAGAUCUUCUUAGAGUGAUGUGAUCUGCCUUGGUUAUCUUGAUUAAUUCGGUAUUUGGUCCGGUACUAUCUACUACAAUAGUGUAUGUCUGUUUUAGAAAAAAAUGUUGUCAGCCUGCUGCUGGUCUGUCUUUGGAAUUAUCAAUGUGUUCCCUAAUCUGUAAUGUGUACCACUAUGCAUGACUUGCACAAAAAAGUGGCUGAAAGUGCAGUUUAAGUCUAAAUUUGUGUCGAAAGCUGACUUAAUAUUCUGGUACGUAGAGAUGCAGCUAUAUUACAGUGUCUAAAAUAUAAGAGCAUUAGUGAACAAGCUAAACAUGAAAGGUAUGCCUGUGUCGACGUCCUCAG
Messenger RNA from Papaver somniferum (opium poppy), 2760 nucleotides. Its product is annotated as subtilisin-like protease SBT3.3. NCBI's taxonomy places the organism in Eukaryota, Viridiplantae, Streptophyta, Magnoliopsida, Ranunculales, Papaveraceae. The record is from RefSeq and is a predicted model, not a curated record. The transcript is spliced from 9 exons. The coding region runs from base 327 to 2426 and encodes 699 amino acids. Gene Ontology annotation, biological process: proteolysis. Gene Ontology annotation, molecular function: serine-type endopeptidase activity.